Molecule: messenger RNA, 1745 nt
Organism: Charadrius vociferus (killdeer)
Lineage: Eukaryota; Metazoa; Chordata; Aves; Charadriiformes; Charadriidae
Gene: PPARD
Product: peroxisome proliferator-activated receptor delta
Exons: 7
Coding region: 191-1522 (443 amino acids)
Biological process (GO): regulation of lipid metabolic process; cell differentiation; positive regulation of transcription by RNA polymerase II
Cellular component (GO): nucleus
Molecular function (GO): zinc ion binding; RNA polymerase II cis-regulatory region sequence-specific DNA binding; nuclear receptor activity
Source: RefSeq, a predicted model, not a curated record
AGAUUACUUCGGUUUUCGGCUCUCUGUGCUGACAUGGUAACUGAAUGGUGGCUUUCAGCGACAGGCAGACGGGGACAGCUGCUCCGGAGAGGCUAGCAGGAACAGCCUGGUAGGGUCCAUCUCGGAUAGACACGGAUGAUGCCAGAGCUAUGACAGGGAUUGCAGUCUUGGCACUGAGGGGUGAUCAAUUAUGGAACAACUACAGGAGGAAGUACCUGAGGUCAGGGAAGAGGAGGAGGAAGAGGAAAAGGCAGUGACAGUGGCAAGCGGAGCCUCGGACUCGAGUGGAGGACCAGACAGCUCGCUGCCUUCGAGCAGCUACACAGACCUUUCGCAGAGCUCCUCUCCAUCCCUGUCGGACCAACUGCAGAUGGGCUGCGAGGAGGCAGCCUUGGGAGCACUGAACGUGGAGUGCAGGGUCUGCGGAGACAAAGCCUCUGGGUUUCACUAUGGCGUGCAUGCCUGCGAGGGCUGCAAGGGUUUCUUCCGCCGGACGAUCCGUAUGAAGCUGGAGUAUGAGAAGUGCGAGAGGAGCUGCAAAAUUCAGAAGAAGAACCGGAACAAGUGCCAGUACUGCCGCUUCCAGAAAUGCCUCUCGCUGGGCAUGUCACAUAACGCAAUCCGCUUUGGCCGCAUGCCGGAGGCAGAGAAGAGGAAGCUGGUGGCAGGGCUGACGGCGAGCGAGAUCAGCUGCCAGAACCCGCAGGUGGCCGACCUGAAAGCUUUCUCCAAGCACAUCUACAACGCCUACCUGAAAAACUUCAACAUGACCAAAAAGAAGGCGAGAGGUAUCUUGACCGGGAAGGCCAGCAGCACCCCACAGCCUUUUGUGAUCCACGACAUGGACACCUUGUGGCAGGCAGAAAAGGGGCUGGUCUGGAAACAGCUAGUGAACGGCAUUCCCCCCUACAAGGAGAUCGGGGUACACGUCUUCUACCGCUGCCAGUGCACCACGGUGGAGACUGUGCGGGAGCUCACGGAGUUCGCCAAGAGCAUCCCCAGCUUCUUAGGCCUCUACUUGAAUGACCAAGUGACUUUGCUGAAGUAUGGGGUGCACGAGGCCAUCUUCGCCAUGCUGGCCUCUAUCAUGAACAAGGAUGGGCUGUUAGUGGCCAACGGGAACGGCUUUGUCACCCGUGAGUUCCUGCGUAGCCUGCGCAAGCCUUUCAACGAGAUCAUGGAGCCCAAAUUUGAGUUUGCUGUGAAAUUCAACGCGCUGGAGCUGGAUGACAGUGACCUGUCUCUGUUUGUGGCUGCCAUUAUCCUGUGCGGAGACCGUCCUGGCCUGAUGAACGUGAAGCAGGUGGAGGAGAUCCAAGACAACAUCCUGCGAGCGCUGGAGUUUCACCUGCAGUCCAACCACCCGGAUGCCCAGUACCUCUUCCCCAAGCUGCUGCAGAAGAUGGCCGACCUGCGGCAGUUGGUGACGGAGCACGCCCAGCUGGUGCAGAAGAUCAAGAAGACAGAGACGGAGACAUCUCUGCACCCGCUUUUGCAGGAGAUCUACAAGGACAUGUACUAAGGACCUGUUAUUUAUGAGAAUGAAGCCAUGGAUUCCCAUCAAGACUCUUUGUACAGAAACACAGAAAACCUUUUCCCCAUGUCUUCCAUUUCUUCUACUGGAAACUCUUUUCUACGUGACCCUGACAUACGGUACAUAGGGCAAGAUGCCGUAAGACUUUGCAGCCACCACCUGCUAGGCAAGGGCUUCCGUUAACACACACUAACAAAUUUACAAAGGCAAA